AUGCGAACAUCAUCGAGUCCGCGAGUUUUCCAAAUUGUCAUUUAAUUUCUAUUGUUUUACAUAGUUUAUACAAUUGAAAGACAUUUAUUGAACUGUUAAGCCUGAUAUUUAUUUAAAUUCAACCACAUAAACACAUGUUUUAUUUAUCCAUGACGUGAAAAUCAAUGACUAUUCGUCACUUCCGGGUUGUGCCCAUAACACUUUCAACUUGACAGCACGGAUUUUAGCAGUUUAAAAAUGUGAUUAUAAUAACAGAAUUUGAUUAUAUUUAACAGUUGACAUUACAUAGUGACGCUUUUUCCAAUCGGAAAUUUCAUUUAAUCAAAGGAGGAUGACAGCUAAUGUGACUAGCGAUGUUACGUCUCCAUCCAUCAUGUCCAACAGCAGCGGUGUAGUAAGCAGCCCUAGCCCCAUGUCCAACUCCACCCCUGUCCCCAUCAGCGGCAAUGGGACAGAGUUACAGCCUCUUAUUUUCCUUCAAACAAAGGCUGCCCAGGGCAUUGCAGGCACAUUUGCCAUUGCAGCCAUCAUUAUAACAUGCCAUCAGAUCUACCUCCACCUGCGUUACUACACGUGCCCGAACGAACAGCGCUGGAUCAUCCGCAUCCUGUUCAUCGUUCCCAUCUACAGCUUCACCUCCUUUCUCAGCCUCCUGUUCUUCAGUAAUGACAACUACUAUGUCUACUUUGACUCCGUCAGGGACUGCUAUGAGGCUUUUGUAAUCUACAAUUUCCUGAGUCUGUGCUAUGAAUACCUUGGAGGGGAGAGCUCCAUUAUGUCGGAGAUACGGGGGAAACCCAUCAAGUCAAGUUUUCUGUGGUGCACAUGUUGUCUGGCAGGCAGGCAGUACACCAUUGGCUUUCUGAGAUUCUGUAAACAGGCGACACUGCAGUUUUGCCUGGUGAAGCCGCUGAUGGCUGUCAUCACCCUCAUCCUGCAGGCAUUCAACCUCUAUCAGGAUGGGAACUUUGCUGCAGACAGUGGUUACCUGUAUAUCACGAUCAUCUACAACAUCUCUGUAAGCCUGGCGCUGUAUGCCUUGUUCCUGUUCUACUUUGGGACACGCGAGCUGCUCUCGCCGUAUGAGCCCGUCUGGAAGUUUCUCACCGUCAAGUCUGUCAUCUUCCUCUCCUUCUGGCAAGGAGUGUUGCUGGCUAUACUUGAGCAUGCUGGGGCUAUCAGCCCCAUCUAUUCCAAAGAAGGCGACCAGACAACUGGAGUGGGAACUGUGUCUGCAGGGUACCAGAACUUCUUUGUGUGUAUUGAGAUGUUCUGUGCGUCUAUAGCCCUGCGAUUUGCGUUUCCACACUCUGUGUACAGUUCAAGUCCCACAAACGCGACAGGUCGCACAGUUUCACUCCAGAGCAUCUCAUCAAGCCUGAAGGAGACGAUGAACCCGCGGGACAUAAUGCAGGAUGCCAUCCACAACUUCCACCCCAACUACCAGCAGUACACGCAGCAGGGGAGUAAGGUACCGCAGGAUGAGGAGCACUAUGAUUCCAGUGGAGGUGGGAGCUCAGGCAGGUGGUCAUACGACCAGUACCAGUCACGGGGUCGCAGCCCGCACCAGAACGGGGCGGCCACCAGCGAGCCCCCUCCCAACCGCCAGGAGAGGGCCCAAGGUGAUGGGGACGCGGUGAGACCACCUGCCCAGCCACGCGGCCCCUCACCCAGAGUACAGGCACCUGGAGCAACGCCCUCCAGGAGGUUUAAUGAGAAGACAACUCUGCUGAGCUCUGAUGAAGAGUUCCAGUGAGGGUCGACUGUUCAUGGACUGAAAUCAUUGUAUUCACUGUUGGACAGCGCUUUUUGCAAGAUCUGAUAACAAAAUGGGACCAAAGUUUUGUGUUAUGGAAAGACAAUGAUAUAAGAGUUUACUGUAUUAAACAACGGAAUGUUGGAUGCCUGUUUGUCAGAUAUGGCUGCAUGUGAGGCCUGACACACAGACUUGCUGUUGUAGUGAUCUGUCUUGUCCUCUUAGUGUGUAGUACAGUAUUCUGAAAAAAUAUCAAAGGCAAUGUUGAUAUACAAUGUACAUGUAAUUCUAUUUUAAUGACUUUUCAAAAAGUAGCAAAAGGACCAACAAAACAAGUGUUCAGGGUGAAAUGCGACAGUUGAAUGACUCCGGCACAAUCAUGGCUCUAAUUUUCCCCACAUGUACUUUUUAUUUGUGAUACUUCAAACAUUUCUUUUAACCUCAAUAUAUCCUGUUGUGAAAUGGCCAAAACGAAACUGUCUUAUAAUGAAUUUUCAUUUGCAAAAGAUAUGCAAAACACUGAAAAUGUUUAAGAUAUUGUGCAAUAAAAAUCUUUUUGAGUUUCAUUCACUCAGUUUGCCUUUGUUCAAAAUUUCGAGAAAGAAUUCAAGAAAUUAUACCUGAUUAAUAAUUUAUUUAAAUUCAAAAAACGCGCUGUUUAUGGUUGUGCUUGUUGUUAGAAUUUUUUGCUAUUAAUUGAGAUAAAUGUUAUUGUAAGAAUCCAAGUUAUACCUGAUUUCUGCUAUUAUGAGUUAUGUUGUUUUCCUUAUUGAUGGGAUGUUUGAAAUGUUUUCAUGAACAAGUUAUUUUUGUAUUGGCAGUUCACAAAUCUUUGUUGUAUGUUGAUUUACCUCGGAAUUUAUUUUGUUAUGUUGUUUUUGCUGUUCAAAGUCUUUCAAAUUAUGCAUUUUAAAUAAGAUGUGUUGUUCUUCUAUAUCUAGUUUUAGGAGAAUAAUAUGAAGUACAAGCUUGGUCAUUCACCUGUUUUAUAUGUAUAGAUCUCUUAGCAUGUUAUAUUACAUGUAGCUAAUGUUAUUUUAUUAUCUUCCUGUGGUAAUAACAACAUUCAUCAAUUUUUAUCUGGCCACAUUUAAUAUAAAACUCACUACCUGUAUCUGUGAGGCAUAGCUGUUGGUAAAUAACUACAUCCUUUAUAACUUUUCGAAUAAAAGACAGCUGAGGUUUCAUCAUAACCAUGGCGCCAUCAUUGUGCAACAAUGUUAUCCUUAAGCAAACCUCAAAAAACGUUCCAAGAUUUCAUAUUACACAGGUACACAAGUUUUAAGAACAAUACCCACAUAGAUAGCAAUGCCCAUAACAUGGGCUUCAAUAAUUGUUUGACUGAAUAAAGGUGGCAAGCGCUAAUGGGGCGCUUCUAUCAUCAUGCUGGUUUUACAGGAAUAUUUUUGCAGUCCUUUGUUCUGAGCCAAGCAUUGUUUGAAAGACUCUGUACAUUUUAUGCACUUGUGAUAAGUAUUGUGUUGUUCAGUGCAUAGCUAUUUAUUUUUGACCUAUAUUUUGUGUACAUACCAAAUACUUGAAGGCACUAUAAUUAUGUAGAUUUGGAGAACAUUUUACUUCACUGUACAUAUCACCCACUUUUUCCUAGUCGAUGUAACCCUUGAUCAAACCCUAAACAUGCAUGUGUUUUUACCCAUUGUUUUUGUUGUAUUUAAAAUGUAGAUACGGUCUUACACUUAAGAAAAAAAACAACCUGCCAUCCAUCAUAACCGGACCUUCUCUGAUAAACAAACAGAUGGUCAAUUGCUUUAAUAUAGCAUAAUAGGUACACAAUUCAAUUGAAUUAAUUGAGCAAAUGUGUUUUAAAAAUCAUAUGUUAUACUGGUAUGAACAUACUUAAGGAUAGAAUGUUGUAGUGUUGUAGUUCAUCUGGGUAUGAAAAUAGUAGGUUAGUCCAAGAUAAUCUGUGGCCAUAUGUUUUUCACCCAGAGAUUCUAAAAUAUUCAAUUUUUAUAUAACAACAGAACAUGUUUUAUUACAUGUAAACUUUACAGUUUUUCCUGUUACUUUUACAUAGAAAUAUAUCAGCAAUACUUCUAUACAAUGCAGUGAGCGAAAUUAAGAAAUAUUUCAAUUGAUAUACAAAAGAUAAACUGAAAACAGUACUUUUGCAAAUCAUCAAGGUAUAUGACGAGAAUAUUAUUUGAUCAUCUUAUACAUAAUGAUGUUAGAACAAUUAUUUUCAGUAUAUGAUCUACUUACAUGACAAAUAUAGUUUUAAAUAUCGAAUCAUGAAGGUUAAACAUGACUUUAAUAUGCUAAAUGUUUACAUGACAAACUAUUAUGAUGCCUCAAUUAAUAAUCAGCAUAUAUAUUCAUCAAUAAGGUGUAGCGAAUCUUAAUUGCUUCUUGUAUAUUUUGACCCAAAACAAAUGCUUCAGAUUUAUUUGUGAAAUUAUUUGUGAAAUUAAGCAGCUGUUGUAGGUCUAACUCUAUAAUAAUGUUUAAUGUAAGUUUGUCUUAAAGGAACAUAUGUUGUACACUUAAGCAAAGAAUGAUACUCAUAAUCUAAUUUAUUAAAAUCACAUAUUUUAAAUUUAAAUUUUGUAUUUGCAUAUUUUCUUUUGAUUAUUCCAAUAACAACACUGAAAAAUAAUGCUUCAAAAUAUUUGAACAAAGUGUAAAUUUGGCUGUUUGAAUAACGGCGUCAUCAUUGACGUCACUGGUUUCAUUGAUGUCGCAUACAUUGUCUGUACUAAAACAUCAAUUGAUCAAUCAUAAAAGACAUUUUAAUGAGAUCAGAGGUAUUCUGAAGAUAUUGCGUUCAUCGGAAUAUGAAUGCAUUUUAGAGAAUAUGCAAGGAAGCACUAAAGGCGUGUAAAUUUAAGAAUUCAGCUUGUAUUAUUGCUUGUAAUAAUAUGUCAUGAUUUUUCUUUGGCGUCAGAGGGAAAAUGUGCUUGCCUAAAAUAUCUUGUCUCAUUUACUUGCUAAGUUUGAUAGCCUAGCAGCCUAUUGGAAAUGGUAUCUAUGGCUUAUCAGUUCAUAGGCAAACCUCCAGUAUAAGGGUUAUCAGUUUAUAUACUUACCUCCGGUAUCAGCUAAAUGUACUUACAUCCACUAUGUGCAAUGCUGUUGCUUGUUGGUCAUGUUUAACAGUUGUCUCAUUCCAUUAAGGCUUGUUGUUCAGCAGAAGGAGGAUACAUGUGUCUAUAUAAUUUUAGAUGUUUGUGAUCAGUCUUACUUUCAUGUACAUUGAGCCAUCAUACAACUUUAGCAAAUCAACAUUUCAGCAGUCAUUUGCUAAUGAUGUGACGUUUUAAUAUGGUCUUAUCCUGUAGAUUUUAAUGUAAAUAUCGUGUUAGCUGUAGGCCCUUUAACUUUCUAUAUCAAAUUUUCACAAUAAACAUGAUCAUACAUGAAAACUAAAGGGCCAAACCAAGUAGUCAAACAUUUAAGUAUAAACCCUGUUUCGAAGCACAAGAUAAGGAAUGUAACAACACUCAAUGAUACACAAACAUACAAACACCAUAAACAGACCACACACACAACACAUUGACGAAAUAAAGAUAAAGAUAAUACGUCUGGAGGACUGGUUUGUUUUCACUGGUGAAAGAAAAAAACUGAAAGUAACCAUUUUUUUAGGUUUAUCAUUUAAAACAAUUGUUGAAUCUCAGUUAAAGUCACAAUCAAUGACCGAUCUCUAUGAAAUGUGAAGUUAUUACUCAACCCCGGUACUGUCAUUUAUGACCAUGGCCCACCAGGUAAUGAAUUUAAUCUUCAUGCUAUGUUUCAUGACCAUUUUAUGGCAGUUGGUUUACAAUUACAAGACUGCUGCUUAAAUUAAGUGUAUUUUCUGUAUGGAAAAUAUUGUGACUUACAGAUAUAAAUUAGUUGUAUUCAAAACAAAAGACAACAGUUUGGUUACGAUAGUUUUGGAAGGUUAAUUUUUUUCAUUAUAAUGCCAUUAAAUUGAUUUAAAAAAAGUUUGCAUGAAAUCAUAAUUAUGUAUGAAAAGUGUUUGCUUUUUAUUCUGUUAGUUCAGAAUUUACUGUCAAAGACUUGUUUUAUUUGAGAUUGACCCUGUGUCCCAACCCUUUACAUGUAUACUGUGCUGACAUUUGUCAACUGUGUGUCACACAUAUUUAUAUAUAGUAGUAUGUGCAUGUGCCAAUGAAAACAUUCAGUUUCAUGUUGAUCGUAAAUAAAAUAUUUCUUUUA
Molecule: messenger RNA, 5935 nt
Organism: Mya arenaria
Lineage: Eukaryota; Metazoa; Mollusca; Bivalvia; Myida; Myidae
Product: transmembrane protein 184B-like
Exons: 8
Coding region: 332-1756 (474 amino acids)
Biological process (GO): transport
Molecular function (GO): transporter activity
Source: RefSeq, a predicted model, not a curated record